Messenger RNA from Cydia amplana, 2273 nucleotides. It is a transcript of the gene fz4, whose product is annotated as frizzled-4. Gene Ontology annotation, cellular component: plasma membrane. The transcript has 3 exons. NCBI's taxonomy places the organism in Eukaryota, Metazoa, Arthropoda, Insecta, Lepidoptera, Tortricidae. The record is from RefSeq and is a predicted model, not a curated record. Bases 243 to 1955 code for a protein of 570 amino acids. Gene Ontology annotation, molecular function: Wnt-protein binding; Wnt receptor activity. Gene Ontology annotation, biological process: canonical Wnt signaling pathway; non-canonical Wnt signaling pathway.
UCGUUCCUUGUUCUGUCCGAGAGUUCGUAUUCCCAAAAUCUUUUCUUCGAUUACGAUACCGCAUACCUGCGGCUGCGGCCCUUCUCAGCGGGGCUCCGUGCCCGUGCCGGCCCUCCCGCCCCCGGCCGCCCCUCGCGUCACUCCGGCCCGAGCCGUCGACGCACGAGCACGUCUGCGCUGAGCCGCGCCGCGCGCGUAAACAUUCCCGACUACAAUGAAAACAUUCUAACUGGUCUUCCACCAUGAAGUGCUUCGCGAUUCUCUUAGUGACUGUGGUGACCGGGGCCGCCUCCGAGGCCUCCGUGCGGACAUGUGAACCUAUCAAAGUGGCGAUGUGCAAGAAUAUAGGGUACAAUCAGACCGGCAUGCCGAACUUGGCGCGACACACGUUGCAGGCGGACGCCGAUGUGACACUCCAGACCUUCAGCCCGCUCGUGCAGUACGGCUGCUCCUCGCAGCUUCACCUGUUCCUGUGUGCGGUAUACGUGCCGAUGUGUACGGACAAAGUCGCGCUUCCCAUCGGCCCGUGCCGAGGGCUCUGCGAGAGCGUCUACUCCCGCUGCUACCCCGUGCUGAGAGGGUUCGGCUUCCCCUGGCCGGCCGAGCUGGACUGCAGCCUGUUCCCCGCCGAGAAUAAUCACGAGCACAUGUGCAUGGAGGGUCCCGGGGAGCGCGCGCCGCCCGUCGGUGCGAUCCCGGACUCCGGGAUGGGCGGCCCGGCCGGGCGCGGCGCGUGCCGCCGGCUCAUCAAGCCGAACAGCUGGGUGUGGGUGCGCGGCUCCGGGCGCUGCGCUCAGUUCUGCGACGCCGAAGUGUUGUGGGAGAGCGGCGAGCGGCGGGCGGCCGAGGUGUGGCUGGCGACAUGGGCGGCGCUGAGCUUCGCGUGCACGCUGGCGGCCGUGGGCGCCCAGCUGGCGUGCGGCGAGCGCGGCGGCGCCGGCGAGCGGGCGCUGGUGCUGGUGGCGCUGUGCCGGUGCGCGGCGGCGGCGGGCUGGGGCGUGCGCGCGGCCGCCGGGCGCGCGGCCGCGGGCUGCGCCAAGGACUCGACGUCGCCGGCGCGCCUGCUGCUGGCGCACGACGGGCUCGCCAACCCCAACUGCGCAGUCGUCUUCCUCCUGCUCUACUACUUCGGUCUUGCUGCAUCUGUUUGGUGGGUAGUGGUAGCAGGCGCGUGGCGCGCGAGCGUGCUGCGCCCGCCGACCGGCACGGGCCGCGGCGACCACUCCUCGCUGCUGCAGCUGGCCGCGUGGGGCGUGCCCGCGGCGCUGGCCGCCGCCGUGCUCGUCACCAGGGACGUCGACGCUGAUGAACUCACUGGUACUUGUUUCGUUGGGAACCAGUCGAGUAAAUCUCUAUUGGCGCUGGUGAUCAUCCCGGAGGCAAUCUGCCUACUUCUGGGUUGCGUUUUCCUGUCGUCGGGACUGCGGGCGGUGCUGCGGCGGCCGGCGCCGGUGCCCGCUCCAUCUGCUCUGCUGAAUGCGCCUCCUCAGCCGCAUACGGACCAGAGUGUGUUAAGACUUGGAGCGUUCGCAGCGCUAUACGCGGUGCCAUCGGCUUGUAUACUCGCUACAUGGGUGUACGAGUACGCAUGGAGGGACGAAUGGCUUUCCACGCCUAUGCCGUCUUCGGAACCGUCGACGCACGCGCGGCCGGCGUUCUGGGUGUUUCUGUUCCGGAUUUUCGCGUCGCAGAUACUAGGGGUGAUGGUUGCUGUGUGGAUCGCGACGCCGCGGCUGAAGGCGCUGUGGCGGCGGCUCAGCGGGCCGCAGAAGCCGGCGGCGAGCAAGUGCCCGCCGGGGCCGCCGCCGACGCCGAUGACGCUGCACUGCUACGCGGCGCACGCGCACACGCUGCCGCGGCACACGCACAAGUACGCCACGUACCGCCCGCCGCAGCAGCACUCCUACAGGAAACCGCGGCACUACCACUAUUCGGCGGGUGAAACGAUUCUUUGACCGCGGAAAUGUGAACGAUUUUGGACGUUACUCGUUAUUAAGGGUGCCUUUCGUAUGCAUUUACUUUACUGUUAUAAGUGUAGAUAUUAGAUAGAUACGACGAAUAAAGUAGGUUGAUAUGAUUGUGUACCUAGGUAAGCGAUAGGUCUGUAAAAUUCAUAAGUGCCAUUGAAGCUUAAUCUUAAUGCAUAAUAUUUAUAAUUAAAAAAUAAUAUAAAUAAGGACGACAAACAUCAGUAAUAAUUGCUUGAUUAAAAUUGAAAUUGUUAUUGACAAAUUUAAUUUAUUUUAAAUAAAGUUUCGAAGGAAAUAAGUGCC